GAUUGCAGUCUGUUUCCUGCGCGCGGAAUCACAGGACGCUGUCUGAACCGUCUCUGGUUUUCCGGACGUGCAAACGACAAUCAUCAGUGACUGUGUUGUGAUAAGUGUAUGUGUUCUGCGUUGUCUUAACUGGAUUCUUACAAAAUUACUCGGACAGGUUAAGCUUGUGCUGUUUCACGUUUAAUCGGACAGUGAGUUUCGAAAAAGUAAAACGUUUUUGAGUUACUUGCUUAGCUGCUAUGGGUGGGGAAGAUGUAUGGAGAGAAUGAUCCAUUCAGCUGGUUGGCAGAUUUCCCGUCUUUCACGAGAUCGACAUCUGGAACUCAUUCUGGGCCAGAUUAAUCCAGAAUGCAUCCUCGAAUGCUAGUUCUUUAAGCUGGCUGUUUGUGGAUUGCAUGGCUUCGAGGCAUAAUGAUAACUGUGCCGAUCAACAUCUCGAGUCCGUACCAGGCUCAGGACAGUGAGGCCGGCAGUCUCGGGCGGUCCCCCAAGGUGAUUGAAUUGUUCAAUGCAAUGAGGGACCAAUCUAAAGAGGGAAACAAUGUGGCUCCAAACAAUGGCCGUUCCCUUAGCAGCGCAGCUGCAUUAACGUCGCUGUGUGCUGAUAUAUCUCCAAGCUCUUCACAUUUCUUUGAAGUAUUAUAUAUUGGUAAAAUCAAGGUCUCCCACAAGAAGGUACCAGACUCAUUUAUCGAUGAUGCACUGGAGAAGUUCCGGGUUCACGAGUUGGAGAAAGGAAAGGGUAAAGCUGUAAAAGAUGGCAGCAAUCAUAACAUAUCAACGCUUGGAGCCUCUGCUGGCAGCAAUGGACAACUUAACCAAGCACACACUCCAGGCAAUAGUAUUGUAAUAGGUCUCUGUCGAGAUGAGGAGCACGGUCAUAGAGGAUCACACGACUCAGGAUGCAGUGUGGAAUUAGAAGCUCCAGAUCACCUGAAUGCUGUGUCACCCACAGUCCUGUCCCCCAUGGUGGUGGCACCUACUGGCAACAUAAAACUUGCAGAUUCCUUUGAGGCUCUCAACAUAACACCUCCAGGGGAAAGCAGUGUUGUGGUGCCAACAAUACAAAGUGAAGUGGUUCCAGUGCAAGCGAAUUCUGCCAUCAGGACUGAAUCAACCUGGACGAAGCAGCAGUCACUCCCACUUGAACCAAUGAGGAAUCGAGCAGCGUCCACUGGCAGUGCAAAAGAGUUGAAGAAGACGGACGGUACGACUGAUCACAACCGCACGAUGCUAUUUCAAGUUGGUCGCAUCGAUUUGAGGCUCAUCAGUCCAGACAGAAAGCAAAUUCUACUGCACAAGCACCUGAAAGAUGUUGCUAGCUGCAUCCAGGUACUGAUGGGCUGGAGGUUAUGACCUGGAAUAUGUACGUGAAAGUGGGUUGAAAAGUAAUGCCUCCUCUUAAAUAACACGUGAAUUGGAAGGAAUCUUUUUAUGAAACAAAAACGUAUACAAAAUUU
Messenger RNA from Zootermopsis nevadensis, 1460 nucleotides. NCBI's taxonomy places the organism in Eukaryota, Metazoa, Arthropoda, Insecta, Blattodea, Termopsidae. The record is from RefSeq and is a predicted model, not a curated record.